CAACGCGACAUGUUGGCUCUUUCGCUGUAGCUUAGCGCUUCAAGUUUGUGUCUCUCUGUUUGUGUUUGUUUAUCACUCGGUUCAUUCGUUAUGAUCGUCUCUUUUUUUUGACUUUGUUAUCUUGUCAGUAGACCUGUGUGAGUUACGAUGAAUUCAAGUGAAGUUCGAGUAUUGUACUUAUGUAUGAACGUACACCUAUGUACACGAGUAUAUGAACAUGUAGCGCGGCAUCACCGAUUUUAAUUGCGAAUUACUAAAAAGUACCGACAAAAAAAUUAUAAGUUUAUUGUGAGCGCGAUUGUUGUUGCUAACGUUGCUAAGCUGCUUUAAAAAGUGAAUUACGGAAGCACUGCAAUAGUACAUAAAUGUACAUAGUGUGGAUACUUAUACGUACACACGUAUGUAUGUACGUCCAUUUUUAUGUGUGCAAGUAUUACAAUACAUGUGUUUAAUGACAAAGAAAAUAAAGCGUUGUGAAGAAUAUAGAAAAAACGCGAGCACGACGAGAUCCAAUAAACCGGUUUCCUUUGGAUUUCGGCUUGUUUUAUGGUUUGUGUGGGAAUUUGACCGCAAGCAAAGCUUUACAACUCCAUCAUCAAACAUACAAAAACACCAGCGAACGACAAAAUGAGAAAGCAGUGGGAAAGAAAUGACCAAAAAGAAUAAACUUCGACCGGGAUAAUAAAAACAAAAGUAGAUCCAGAACUGUACAAACACACCUACUCGUUCAUAUGUACUUAAAGGUAUCUAAGUAACGAUCACAAAAGUGCGCUCUCACCAAACUUACCAAUUGUGUGUUUUGGCCCGUAUUGCCGCAAUUUCGGUGCAAGUCACUUUGCCGCCAACACGUUAAGUCGGUGCCGCUGCCAAUGUUUGUCGGCAAAUAUUCAUUAUAACAGCGCCAUUCAGCAUGUAUGAGAACCAAAGCACUUUCAAGUUGUUUGUGUGAAUGUUAGUGAAUAAAGGUAAUUAAACAAUAUGCAUGACGUUUACUUCCUGUGAUGAUUUUGAAAAUAGUGAAGUGUUACAAGCUCUUCUGAUCAGCGAAAGUUGAUGCAAAUGGAGCGCAUGCGGAGAAUCAACUCAAAGCCACUCAAAGCAAAAAUUAGCAAUCGAACAGUUUUUAUAAUGCCAGCAUAAAUACGGGCGAAAAUGGAUUGUGUACAUUGGUAAUUCGAACGGGGAGGAAAAAAGAUUCAUCAGACGAAAUCAGCAGUGGAUCUUAUCAGAGCAAGCGGGACUCAAUGCAAGUCAACAUUUUAAAUGGUGUAAACUACUUUCCACUACCCUAUCUCCUAUUCUCCUUAAUCUUUGAGAAUUAUUUGUAUUUUGCUGCUUCCUUACGAAAAAAUGUCAGAAAUAGUUAGAAAUGAUGUCAGCACCGAAUCACUUUGCACCGUAAUAGAAAAUUUCCGCGAAAACAGUAGCACCAACCCUAAACACAACCUCAGUAGUAGCCUCAUCCAAAGUUCUGAUGAUCAAAAUAAUGAUUCAGAAAACCCAUAUGUUCCUUCCAAAGAAAAUAGUAUUAAUUUAGCCAACAGUCUUGAAGUGAAAAAAUCAAGUAAAUACGACUGUGACCUGUCGGACAAAUCUCUAUAUGAUACUUGUGAUACUUCCCAAGAUGAAUCGAAUGUUUCAAGAUCAGAAUUGGUUAAGCCAAUCACAAAACUAAAAAAAUCAGUUUCUUUCGAUCCACAAGACGAAAAAGUACGCAAAUUCAUUGCCGGCGAACCCAUUGUUGAUCAGAAGAAUCCAUUUAAACAACAUUAUUCCACUUGGGUGAACUCUGCUAAAAAGAAGAAAACACCGCCUCCGGUUCCAACCAAACGAUCGACAUUAAGUGUACGAAAAACUGUUACACAACAACUACGGGAAAGAGAGCGCGAAAAAGAAAAAGAAAGAGAACGACUAAAAAACGAAACGAAUAAUCGAAAGUCAAGCGCUGGCGUCAAUCCAGCCUUGCCAUCUCCCGACGAAUUUGUCACUACUGAAGAAGUCCUCAACCAAUCUAAAUAUGUCAAAACAUACAUAAAAAAUCCCGAUCCAUAUUUCGUUUAUGAUCCUACAAUACUUGCUCGCCUUAAAUUCGAGGAGUUACGUGACCUUGCGGACAAGAAACCCCCCAAAAAACUACGUUUGGCGAAUCAAACCAGGGAUCGAAUCAAAGAUUUAAAAAACAAGCCGUCAGCAGAAACAUCACUUUCAUAUUCAAAACUUCCAUUUAAGAAAUGUUCAAAGCCAAAUUAUCCGGAUCUCUCUGAAAUCAAGAUAAAAGUCGGCACCGACUUAGAUGGUAAUUUCUUUAACCCAGCCGAAGUUUCUAAAAACGCAAAAAAAUUUGAUGACAGAGUGAAAAAACUCCAUAUAAGCUCUGACGAUGAUUUGGAUGAGAUAGAUUGUCCCUUAACUAAAAGCGAAUCAAGUGACGAAGUGACCCCCAACUUAGUUAAUAAAGAAAUAAGUAGUAAAGCCGGAGGCAAAGAGGCCAACGCUAAAAUUAUGAAUAAUGAAAAUAAAUUUGAGCAGCCAGUUGAAGGCACAUUUACCAAUACAAUUAAAUCAAAAGAAUUCCAGGACUACCUUGAGAAAAAAGGUCUUACUUUGAUACCUAAAAAAAUUCCAAAUGGCGCACGAUCCGUGUACGCAAAUGGCAUAGAAGUAGCUAAAUCAAAUCCUCGUAUAUCUUUUAAAAGUCCCGAAAGUGUACAGAUCUCAGUAGAUACUACAGAUUCUGCGCGGAAUAUUAAAAAACCCUCAGUAUUUCAACGCCUACUCUCGAAUAGCAUAUUUGCUACCAGGCGUAAAACAACUCCCAAAGAUAUCGUUCCUGCCCCCAGGUCACUAUACAACUAUAAUAUGCAUGUCAAAGAAAAUAAUGAUAAUUUGCAUUCGUCCAUGAAGCGAGUGGUUCUAGAGAGACAAAGCUUUCACGGACGACCGCAUGCGAAUAAUUUGUUAAGUUCUGCAGAAACCGAUUAUCUGAAGCACCAAGACGAACGUUCACGGAAGAGUUUCGCAAGCGGUGAUAACCUUUCACUCUCAUUAUCUAGUGUCUUGACCAACGCUGAACUCGCAAAUUCCGCUGAACGAAUCUUAAAGCCCACAAGACGAACACAUUCCCGCGAGAAACUGGGCAAUCCUCAACAAGCGAAACAAUCACAGCAAAAUAACAUCAUAUUAAAACCAAAAGCACAGCGAAUCCAGGCAUCAAAUAGUGCAACACAUCUCACAGCAAAGGAGGUUGAUGUUGAAUCAGAUGGAACGCUUAAACGAAGUGCUGCUGAACGCCAGAGUCUCAUACCGAAACGAACAACCCACACAUUGGACCGAAGACAGGUCUUCGGUCGCUCCACUUCUAUGGACCGUAACGAAAUAUUAAAAAAGAAGCUCCUGCGAGAGCUUCAAAACCGCUCAAAAAGUGACAACGAAGCGUCGAAAAUGUCAACACCCCUAACAUCCAAGGAAAAUAUACGUGAACAAUUUUCUACCUUAAAUGGACCCAAGUUGACUUCAACUCCUAUCAGAAAUGCAAAUAGUGAUCCUGAAAAUAAAACUUUUGUUCAAAACGUGAAGCCCUCAAAUAAAGUAUAUGUCGACCAACAAGAAUGGGAACGAUUGAAGGCAAUGAAGGAGCGCAUGGAUAAAGAGUUAUACUUCCGAAUGUUGCAAGAACAAAAACAACAGCGGGAGGCAGAAAAUAUUUACGAACGUCUCCAACCAACCCAACAAAUAUUUAUGGCCCAAUCCUCUAAUGUAUCACCACAACCAAGACCAUUAGAGAAUAAUUUCAUACGAGGUUCACCUCAAAGAAACACCUUUUCGGGUUUAACAAAGAAUCGUCAAGCUAAGAUUAUUGAUGGUAGAGCAUUGAUUCCUGCCGAAUAUCCUUUAACAAUGCAGUCCAUUUCCAACAUUAACCAUGCACAUUUCGAAUCAGCUCCUCGUAGUCAAAGUGUCUUGGACAAUAUGACUUUAGCAUCCAGGCACAGUAAGAGUAACAGACGAGACUACGAAAGUGAUGUUGGUACGCCAGUGGUUCUCCGACGAAAAGAUAAUAAUCCAUCCGAACAGUUUGAACAUACAGAACAGCGCCGCAUCGGGGGCAUACUAACUCGAGACGAGAUAUUGCAAAAAGUCAAAGAAUUCUGCAGGAAAUCACUAAAUAAAACGCCAACUAUUCAACAACCACAAAUACAAGAGAUAAACAAGAAGCACAUAGGUCCAUCCGACUUGUCUCCGGUUUCUUAUGCUUCCGUCGAAACAAAUCAGCGUCCUGCAUCGCGGAUGUAUGCAGCUCCACAAGUUCCACAACGCCUGCAGAGCUUACCUCAACAAUUCAUUCCCAUAAAUGCCACCCAAAUAAUAAGUGAAAUAAAUCCGAACACAUCGUCGCCAAUAUACGCACAUGUGGUGAAAAGAAGCAGUUUACUUUCGAAUCACUCUGAAAUUUACGAUAGUCCACAAAAAACGAACUUAGUGCGACGAGACGCAGAAGCUCCAGCAAUGUACGUUACCCGCGGAAGUUUGCCGGCUCCCCAAUAUGUGCUUGUUGAGGGUGAUAAAUUGGUCCCUGCAACGCAAGUGAUUAGCUAUUACCCGGGGCAGAAUGACAUCUAUACACAGCCACACUAUGUGCGACCAUACAAGUUGCAACCAGUUCCGGGUGCUUAUGGCUAUAUAAGCGUCCGUGAACCUCAACCGAGACAACAGUUGCUGCCUAGGCUGCACGAUGGGCGAAGUACUCCUUUGAUACUUGAUCAUUCAAGUCAACAGACGAGUCAAAUAUAUUGGGCGCAACAUAAUCAACGGUUGCUACAACAUGACGGGCUCCUGCCGGUUGAAAUCAGCAGUCCCCGCUAUACGCUCAAGCAAUUACAUCCUGUGCCCGCACCUAGAAUGGAAAUAUCGAAUCGUGCCAAUAUGAAAACGGUGCUCAACACGACUAACAUUCAAAAUCAAAAGUCAGCAACAAUUGAACGUGGCUGCACACCGACCAAUAGGCAGCAUCAGAUGCUGAUUUCAUCCGCCGAAUCGGGUGGUUUUAACAAUCAACAUCCUUACGAAUGGGAGAGUGGCUCGGAAGCGGGCGAGGUCCAACGCAUAUUGGAAAAUCCAAGAAAUAGUGACUGAAAUAAUUUCGACAACAUGAAUAAAUCAGCAGAGGGCA
This is a messenger RNA of Anastrepha ludens (Mexican fruit fly), 5170 nucleotides long. RefSeq lists its product as uncharacterized. The transcript has 4 exons. The coding region runs from base 1351 to 5133 and encodes 1260 amino acids. Lineage: Eukaryota; Metazoa; Arthropoda; Insecta; Diptera; Tephritidae. The record is from RefSeq and is a predicted model, not a curated record.